This is a messenger RNA of Camelina sativa (false flax), 1602 nucleotides long. RefSeq names its product G-box-binding factor 2. Gene Ontology annotation, molecular function: sequence-specific DNA binding; DNA-binding transcription factor activity. The record is from RefSeq and is a predicted model, not a curated record. Gene Ontology annotation, cellular component: nucleus. Gene Ontology annotation, biological process: regulation of DNA-templated transcription. NCBI's taxonomy places the organism in Eukaryota, Viridiplantae, Streptophyta, Magnoliopsida, Brassicales, Brassicaceae.
UUUUUUCUCUUCAGCUUCGCCUUCCUCUCUCUCUCUCUCUUCUUUACCGAACUCUGGUUCUAGAGAGAGAAAACCAUUCUUUCGAGUUAGAGAGAGAGAGAGAAGCGAAUUGUUUUUGUUUUUUUUUUUAGAGCAAUUCGAAUUGUUUACCCUCAAACUCCAUCAGUGUUGCACUACUCUGCAUUGAGGAAUAAUGGGUAGCAACGAAGAAGGAAACCUCACAAACUCUGCUGAUAAGCCAACGCAACCUGCUCCUGUAACUGACCAGAGCAAUGUUCACGUGUAUCAUCAUGACUGGGCCGCUAUGCAGGCAUAUUAUGGAUCUAGAGUUGCUAUACCACAAUAUUACAACUCUAAUGUGGCAACUGGUCAUGCUCCACCCCCUUAUAUGUGGGCUUCUCCAUCGCCAAUGAUGGCUCCUUAUGGGGCACCAUAUCCACCAUUUUGUCCUCCUGGUGGUGUUUAUGCUCAUCCUGGUGUUCAAAUGGGCUCACAACCACAAGGUCCUGUUUCUCAAGCAACACCUGGUGUUACAACUCCUUUGGCCAUGGAUGCUCCAUCUAACUCCCCUGGAAACACGGACCAUGGGUUCAUGAAAAAACUCAAAGAAUUCGAUGGACUUGCAAUGUCAAUAAGCAAUAACAAAGUUGGGAGUACUGGACAUAGCAGCAGUGAACACAGGAGUUCUCAGAGCUCCGAGAAUGAUGGUUCGAGCAAUGGUAGUGAUGGUAAUACAACUGGGUCUGUUUUAUCACAGGGAGAACAAUCUAAGAGGAAAAGAAGACGAGAAAGAUCACCAAGCACAGGUGAAAAACCUUCAUCUCAGACCAGUCCUCCCCUUAGAGGUGAAAAUGAGAAAGCUGAUGUGACCAUGGGGACUCCUGUUAUGCCCACAGCAAUGGAUUUUCAAAACUCUGGUGGCAUGAACGGUAUCCCACAGCCAUGGAAUGAAAAAGAGGUUAAACGAGAGAAGAGAAAACAGUCAAACCGAGAAUCUGCUCGAAGGUCAAGACUGAGGAAACAGGCUGAAACUGAACAACUUGCUGUCAAAGUUGACGCACUAGUAGCUGAGAACAUGACUUUGAGAUCCAAAGUAAGCCAACUAAACGAUGAGUCAGAGAAACUACGGCUGGAGAACGAAGCUUUACUGGAUCAACUGAAAGCGCAAGCAACUGGGAAAACAGAGAACCUAAUCUCUAGAGUUGAUAAGAACAACUCCGUAUCAGGUGGUAAAAAUGUGCAGCAUCAACUGUUAAAUGCAAGUCCAAUAACCGAUCCUGUAGCGGCUAGCUAACGGUGAUAUCUUCUUCUUCUUCUUUCCGGGUUGUGAAUGUAACAUUAAAAAAAAAAAAAAAAGAGACUUUGUUUUUCUUAGUUUCGUACGUAGAGCUCUCUGCUAUCGGUAGCAGAGAAAAUUGAUGUAAUGUAAUAUCGUUUAAGAGGUUCGGUGUGCGCUGUGACCACUUGAUUGAUGAAAGUGUAGGUUCUUAGUCAUAUAAGCGAAUGUAUUAGAGAGACAAGGGGAGACAUAUUUUGAUGGUCUUUCGUUUCGUAAUCGCUUUGUGUAUUCUUCUUUAAUUAACAAACACCUUUUGUGUGUGA